Trichomycterus rosablanca is the source of this 1095-nucleotide messenger RNA. It is a transcript of the gene htr1fa, whose product is annotated as 5-hydroxytryptamine (serotonin) receptor 1Fa. NCBI's taxonomy places the organism in Eukaryota, Metazoa, Chordata, Actinopteri, Siluriformes, Trichomycteridae. Gene Ontology annotation, biological process: G protein-coupled dopamine receptor signaling pathway; adenylate cyclase-activating adrenergic receptor signaling pathway. Gene Ontology annotation, molecular function: dopamine neurotransmitter receptor activity, coupled via Gs; G protein-coupled serotonin receptor activity. Gene Ontology annotation, cellular component: plasma membrane. The record is from RefSeq and is a predicted model, not a curated record. Bases 1 to 1095 code for a protein of 364 amino acids. The transcript has a single exon.
AUGGAUUCAAACGGCACAGAUGGGGCCGGCUCUACAGAAGGGCUUGGUAAAAUUUCUGCAGGCAUGAUCCUUCUCUCCGUGAUUUUGUCUGUAUUUGCUGUAUUAACCACAGUCUUAAACUCCUUAGUCAUUACUGCUAUCAUCAUCACACGUAAACUUCACCACCCUGCCAACUACUUAAUCUGCUCUCUGGCAGUAACAGACCUGCUGGUGGCUAUCCUGGUCAUGCCCUUCAGCAUCAUCUACAUUGUGAAGGAGACAUGGGUCAUGGGUCAGGUGAUGUGCACCAUCUGGCUGAGUGUGGACGUCACCUGUUGCACGUGUUCCAUCUUGCACUUGGCGGCCAUUGCUGUGGAUCGCUAUCGUGCCAUCACGGAUGCUGUGGAAUACUCCAGGAAGAGGACAUCUUGGAGGGCUGCCGUGAUGAUCGUUAUCGUGUGGAUCCUGUCCGUUCUUAUCUCGCUACCUCCAGUGCUUUGGAGAUACCACAAUGGGAAACCAGAUAACGAAACAGAGUGCCUGAUUAAGCAUGAUCACAUUGCCUUUACCAUUUACUCCACAUUCGGGGCCUUCUACAUACCCCUUCUAGUCAUCCUCAUCCUUUACUACAGGAUAUACCGGGCAGCUCAAAUUCUUUACCACAAAAGAGGGACCAGCCAUCUGAAAAAGAUUGAGACAAACGGACACAAGAUCCCCAGAGAACAGCCUAGUCCUGAAACUCUCAGUCCACCUGAAAAGUCACUAUCUGAACCUUCUACCGAAUGUGAAAGGGGGCGAAUUACUACAACAAGCCCAAACGUUCGGUCUCGAGGGAGGUCGAUUAAAAGACACCGGAUUUCAGGCACACGUGAGAGGAAAGCAGCCAUGACCCUGGGCCUUAUUAUAGGGGCAUUUGUUAUCUGUUGGCUGCCCUUCUUUAUUCAUGAAGUGAUUGCUAACACCUGCUCGAACUUUACUCCAUCCAAUGAAAUAGCCACGUUUCUGACCUGGCUCGGAUACCUCAACUCACUCAUAAAUCCACUUAUCUACACAAUAUUUAAUGAGGACUUUAAAAAAGCAUUUAAAAAAGUUAUCAAAUGUCAAAAUUAUCAUUGA